Molecule: messenger RNA, 2409 nt
Organism: Ricinus communis (castor bean)
Lineage: Eukaryota; Viridiplantae; Streptophyta; Magnoliopsida; Malpighiales; Euphorbiaceae
Product: ABC transporter G family member 10
Exons: 1
Coding region: 382-2205 (607 amino acids)
Cellular component (GO): membrane
Molecular function (GO): ABC-type transporter activity; ATP hydrolysis activity; ATP binding
Source: RefSeq, a predicted model, not a curated record
AUAGCGAUGCCACCAACACCAACUCUACACAGUCAAUAUUCAGCUCAACAGAAAGAAUACUUUACAAGUAACUCUGUUUUCCUUUCUUUCUUUCUUGGGUUUUCUUGCAACUCCCCAAAGUUUCCAAAACCUUACCAAAAAUCCCACUUCCCUAUUGAAUAUAGUAGCAUAAUUAAGUCAAGCCCAUGUUCUGAAACUGCUUAAUUCCCAAUGCAUGCCUUUGAACUUUUGCAAUUUUUUCUACAUUUAACUUGUGUAGUUCAGAAUCACACUAAGUUUGGUAUGUUAGCUCAUCUCCUUCCCUUCCCUUCUUAACGUAUUACAAUAGCUAAUUUUUCUUUAUCCACUUUCACUGUCCCUCUCUGCACCUUCAUUCUCUCAAUGGAAUUACCUGUGAAGUCACCGAUUAACGGUGGCUGGAAAAGUUCAUAUAGACUAGAAACAAUAGAAUUAUCCUACAUGUUGUGCAGCAAGUUUGAUGAACUGAAUUGGAGUUGUUUUGGUAGGACAAUACAUGGAGCUCGUAAUAAGUUCAUUCUGAAAGACGUGUGCUGUGAAGCUAGGCCUGGAGAGGUUACUGCCAUUGCUGGUCCUAGUGGAGCAGGGAAAACCACAUUGCUAGAGAUUCUUGCCGGAAGGGUCUCCUGUGGCGAAGUGUCUGAUCGAGUUCUUGUAAAUAACAAGCCUAUGGAUGCAAAACAAUUUAGACGAUUAUCCGGGUAUGUCACUCAAAAUGAUGCCUUAUUUCCAUUACUAACAGUCCGAGAAACACUCAUGUAUAGUGCACUUCUAAGACUACCAGGAGGGAGGAAAGAAGCUGCUAAUAGAGUGAAACGACUAAUGAAGGAACUUGGACUUGACCAUGUUGCCGAUUCAAGAAUCGGAGAGGGAUCAGACUCGGGCAUUUCAGGUGGUGAAAGGCGAAGAGUUUCAAUUGGAGUUGAUUUAGUUCAUGACCCGGAUGUUGUUUUGAUCGACGAACCAACUUCAGGUCUGGAUUCAGCCUCGGCUCUUCAUGUAGUUACUCUGCUCAAAUCAAUGGCAGUUCAUCAAUGUAAGACCAUCAUUUUAACAAUCCAUCAACCUGGUUCUCGAAUACUCGAGCUGUUUGAUAGGAUUGUUUUGCUUUGCAAUGGAUUUGUUAUGCAUAAUGAUUCGUUGCAUCUCCUGGAAGAGAGGCUUAAGUUUGUCGGUCAUUACAUUCCUCGGCAUGUCAAUGUUCUUGAAUUUGCCAUUGAUGUCAUAGAAAGCUUGGAUGUACAACAUUCUGCAUCUCUCAAGCUACAUGAGGAUAACAGUAUGAUGAAGAUUGCGGCCUCCAAAUUUCAUAAAGAGAAGCUUCAUUCUUAUCCUAAUUCUGUAUCUGAGGAGGUUCUGAUAUUAGGAGAAAGAUUUUGCAGCAACAUUUUCAGGACCAAGCAACUAUUUGCCACUAGAGUAAUACAAGCAUUAGUGGCUGGAUUGGUGCUUGGAACUAUAUUCUUGAAUGUUGGAAAUAAAACAGGACAUGCUGCUUUGCAAACUCUGAUCGGGUUUUUCGCCUUCAGUCUAACUUUCUUGCUAUCUUCCACCACAGAAGGAUUGCCAAUUUUCCUGCAAGAGAGAAGAAUACUAAUGCGAGAGACUUCAAGAGGAGCUUAUAGAAUUUGCUCUUAUGUUUUAUCAAACACUUUCAUCUUUCUGCCUUUCCUUUUAAUGGUGGGUCUUCUCUACUCCACACCAGUUUAUUGGCUAGUUGGAUUAAGGAGGGAUAUUGAUGGAUUUCUUUACUAUUGUCUAGUGGUGUGGAUGGUGCUUCUGAUGUCAAAUUCUUUUGUAGCAUGUUUCAGUGCAUUGGUCCCUAACUUCAUCAUGGGCACAUCAGUGAUUGCAGGGCUAAUGGGUUCUUUCUUUCUAUUCUCUGGGUACUUUAUAUCAAAGAAGAGUAUCCCUAGUUACUGGAUUUUCAUGCAUUAUUUGAGUUUAUUUAAGUACCCAUUCGAGUGUUUCUUGAUAAAUGAGUACGGAGGAGAGCAAGGCAGCAGAAGGUGCUUAGAAUUUGAUCAUAAAGGGGGUUGCAAUUUGAAUGGAAGUGGGUUCUUAAGGCAGCAAGAUCUAAAAGAGUCACAAAAAUGGAGCAAUUUAGGUGUAAUGUUGGGUUUUAUUGUUGGGUAUAGAGUGCUAUGUUAUUUAAUUUUGUGGUAUAGAUACUAUAGAAACCGAUGAAAUUCUUGAUACAUAUAUAUAGGGAUUUCUUCAUGUUGUCAGUUUUAUUCUAUUAUUUAUGUAGGAAGAUUCAGCGAAUGUAUAUGAUCUUCAUACAUAGAUUGUCUAUUUAAUCAUAUAUGACAAUAAAUAAAUUGCUUACAUGUUUAUGCUUAGAGAAUAAAAGGAAGCUAAUAAACUCAGAUUUCUUUUUCUUUUUUAAAA